AAGCGAAGCAGCGGACAAAAUGGCGGCCGACGUCUCCGAGUGGGCUUCGCUCUGCGAGAAGUUCCGCAGCGCCCUGAACCUCUCCUACGUCGAGUCCAAGAAGGACCCGGAGACGGAGCCUUACCGCUCCAAGUACAGCGCCAGGGAGCUGCUGGAAGGCAUCAAGCAGGCGCUGGGCUCGGAGGGGGCGACCCUGGGGUCGGAGGAGGAAGGGGAAGGGGAAGAUGGAGGCGCCCAGCAGCGUCGGGAGCGAGUGCGGGCGGCGCGUCUGGCGACGGUGGAGUACGAGCUCGGGGUGAACCACAACGACACCCAGGAAUGCUCCGCCGGGGAGGAGCACCUGGCCAAGUGCCUCCAGCUCCUGGAGAGGCACCGCCUGGCCCCCGAGUGCGUCUCCCUCUACAUCCAGGCCCAGAAUAACCUGGGUAUCCUCUGGUCAGAAAGAGAUGACAUUAAAACAGCACAGACCUACUUGGAAUCAGCAGAGGCUUUGUAUAAUCAGUACAUGAAAGAGAUUGGGAACCCUCCGCUCGAUUCCAGUGAACAUUUGAUGGCUGAACAAGAGAAACUUACUGACCAAGAAAGAUCAAAAAGAUUUGAAAAGGUCUAUACUCAUACGCUAUAUUAUUUGGCCCAAGUGUACCAACACCUGGAAAUGAUUGAGAAGGCUGCACAGUAUUGCCAUACCACCCUCAAACGGCAGCUUGAUUAUAGUGGCUAUUAUCCAGUAGAGUGGGCUCUCAAUGCAGCUACUUUGUCUCAGUAUUAUCUCACAAAGCAAUGUUUCAUGGAAUCCAGGCAUUGUUUAGCUGCUGCCAGUGUCAUCUUCAGCCAGGCUGGACAAGUGCCAUCUGCAGAGGACAAUGAAACAGAACAAGAUCAGCAAGACCUUCGACAGAGAAAAGCUGAAAUUGCAAGAUGUUGGAUUAAGUACUGCCUGAAUUUGUUGCAGGGGGCUCGCAAGUUGCUUGAGGACAAUAUUGGUGAGCUGGAUCCAGACAGGCAGUCGGAGCUUAAAGCCCAGCAGAAAAAGGAGGAAGAUGAGAAGGAGAAGGGUAGGAAGAAGGCUGUUCUCUUUGGAACCAGUGAUUUGUGUGACUCUAUUUUGGCCAUGGAAGAAAAAGUGAGCUGUGUGUUUCCAUUAGAUUUCAAAGAAGCCAGGGAAGUCUUCUUAGUGGGCCAAAAUUAUGUCAAUGAAGCAAAAGAGUUCUUUCAGGUAGAUGGGUAUGUCACUGACCACAUUGAAAUUAUUCAGGACCACAGUGCCUUGUUCAAGGUAUUGGCUUUCUUUGAAGACGAUUAUGAGAGGCGUUGCAAGAUGCACAAGCGUAGGAUAGAUAUGCUGGAGCCCUUAUAUGCAGGCUUAAACCCUCAGUAUUAUUUGCUGCUCAGCAGACAACUUCAGUUUGAACUAGCAGAUACCUAUUAUGAAAUGAUGGAUUUAAAAGUGGCCAUUGGCAAUAGACUAGAGGAGCUUGACUCCCAUACAAUAAAGAAAAUAAAUUCUCUUGCUCAGAUGGCAAUAAAAUACUAUGAACUCUUUUUGGAUUCACUGAGGAACCCUGAUAAGGUUUUCCCUGAGACCCUGGAGGAGGAUGUCCUUCGCCCAGCAAUGGUGGCCAAAUUUCAUAUUGCACGCCUUUAUGGCAAGCUGAUUACUUCAGAUGGCAAGAAACAAUUGGAGAACAUGCAAACAUCAUUGGAGUAUUACUCAUUUCUUGUAGAUUACUGUGAGAAGCAUACAGAUGCUACCCAGGCUAUUGAAACGGAGCUAGAACUAAGCAAAGAAAUGGCUGGCCUUCUUCCAACAAGAAUGGAAAGGCUAAGAGCAAAGCUUUCUACUUCCACCUAAACUUCCUUCCCAUCAUGGAGAUGUGCAAUAUUAAUGUGAUCUCUGUCCAACAAGACAGCUUCCUUUAUGGCAGUUGCCUUGUAGUAAUCUGACAUCUUUUGUUGUGAGCUCCCGCCGUGACAGGCAGCCUAGAACCUGUAUUACAUGGAAAACUGUCAACUGUAGUAGUUCUCCCACACGUUAAUAUUAAAUACACAGUGAAUGGUCACGUGGUGCUCGAUAUUGCUUGCUCUAUACUGACAUGCACACUUCCUGCCUUAUUUUUCCUACUUCCACUCUGCAGUCCAGUUUCUGACUGUAGUGCUGUUCUCCAGCUGUUUCUUCUAGUAGGGAACUUUUGAGUAGGUUGUGUUUGCGGUCCAAUCCAUCCUCACAAAAUAGUUUUGGAUACUAUGGCAUGGGCAGAAUUUUAGAUUUCUCCUUAUUUUUUCUUUAAGAUUUUUGUUAACAGAUUGCUAAUUUAAUUGUGUUAUAUUUAUUUUUGUAUAUGCUGUUAUCCUUUUUUUUUGUUGACUCCGUUAAAAGAGAAUCAAUAAAUAAACAUGACUGAUA
Sceloporus undulatus (fence lizard) is the source of this 2404-nucleotide messenger RNA. It is a transcript of the gene KIFBP, whose product is annotated as kinesin family binding protein. Gene Ontology annotation, molecular function: protein binding. NCBI's taxonomy places the organism in Eukaryota, Metazoa, Chordata, Lepidosauria, Squamata, Phrynosomatidae. The coding region runs from base 20 to 1852 and encodes 610 amino acids. The record is from RefSeq and is a predicted model, not a curated record. The transcript has 7 exons.